This is a messenger RNA of Solea solea (common sole), 3360 nucleotides long. It is a transcript of the gene mntb, whose product is annotated as MAX network transcriptional repressor b. Gene Ontology annotation, biological process: regulation of transcription by RNA polymerase II. Lineage: Eukaryota; Metazoa; Chordata; Actinopteri; Pleuronectiformes; Soleidae. Gene Ontology annotation, molecular function: protein dimerization activity; DNA-binding transcription factor activity, RNA polymerase II-specific; RNA polymerase II cis-regulatory region sequence-specific DNA binding. The coding region runs from base 263 to 2170 and encodes 635 amino acids. The record is from RefSeq and is a predicted model, not a curated record. The transcript has 7 exons.
CUCGCCUUGUUGUGUGUAUUCCCGUGCUCGCAUCGCCAUCUUGUUGCAAUCCUAUUUUUUACGUAUGCGAGGAUCUACUUUGCGUUCAGCCGGAUUAGAAAUUGCCCUUGUGCUUUUCAGGAGAGACACAUGCGCUCGGUCCUGCGGGUGUGAACCGUGCACACGGCAUUUCGUAGCGGGAUACUACACACCCCCUCUUCGGUAUUUUUCCUCUUUCUGUCCCGGGCCACCGGGUUGCCUGCCGUGAGGGUUUUUACGCGCAAUGAGCAUCGACAUACUUUUGGAGGCGGCCAGAUAUCUGGAAUGGCAAGCCCAGCAACAACAGAUCGCACGUGGAGGAGGAGCAAAAAUCAGUCUUCAAGUAUAUGACAUUUUUCAUGAAGAGGAGCAGCGCAAAGAGAAGGAGCUCAUAAGCAGGGAGACAGAGACGAGGCGCGUGGAACUCGUGACCGCAACGUCUCAGACAGUCAGAACCAACCACAUCAACUGGGGCGAUGACGCCCGCCGUCAACAGCCGCACCACCCUCCCGUCCCUCCGCCCCCUUCUCUCCCGCCUCCCCACGUCCCCAUCACCGUCAUCCCAAUGGUCCCGGUUGUUACUGCGACGCCCUCAGUCCCGACCCUUCCACUCACAGCGACGGUUGCCGUGGCAGCGACGUCGCUCAAAAGUUCACCGCCAGCCAAAAACACUUCCUCCCCUCCACAGCAGCAGCAGCAGCAGCAUCAUCAUCAGCAGCAGCAGCAGCAGCAGCAGCAUCAACAGCAGCAGCAGCAGCAGGCCUCCUGUCACCUGUUGUGCGCCCCCCAGAUAAAAGUCGAGGCGAGUCCGCAGCUGAUUAGUGUAAAGCCCAGCCAAUCGCAGCCUCAGGUUAAAAUUCAGUACCCAGCCUCCAUCAGCACCAACGGCUCAGGCGCUCAACAUACAUUGGUCACUCAUCAAGCUCCACCCAUAUCUCAGCCACGGACAAAUGGAGUGUCUGUGGAAGACAUGAGGGCGAUGGAGGGGAAGAGGAGACCAGGAGGAGCGGGGACCAGAGAAGUCCAUAAUAAACUGGAGAAGAACAGGCCCUCCAGGCGAGCACACCUCAAAGAGUGUUUCGAAAUGCUGAAGAAGAAUGUUCCAAAUGUUGAUGAGAAAAAAACCUCCAACCUCAGUGUCCUCCGCAGCGCUUUGCGUUACAUACAGACCCUGAAGCGCAAGGAGAAGGAGUACGAGCACGAGAUGGAGCGCUUGGCUCGCGAGAAGAUCGCCUCGCAGCAGCGGCUGUCCGAGCUGAAGAACGAGCUCGGCCAGUGCAUGGACGUCAUGGAGAUCGACAGAGUUCUGCGGCAGACCAUCCAGCCGGAAGACGACCAGGCGUCCACGUCCACCGCCUCAGAAGGAGAAGACAACUUUGAGCAAGACAUGGACGAGGACGUCACCCCCGCUCCGACGCCCCCGCCGAAACCCAAACCUCCCAUCCUACACGCUCAGCCACUCCUCACCUCCCACCUGUCCAUCCAGCACGCCGCCCUGCCCAUCUCCGGAGUUCUGACCACGCCGACGCCCUCCGGUCCGCCUCCCCCUCAAGCCAUCGCCCCGGCUCCGGCGCCGGGCCAGCCCCCUCCGCCUCAUCCCAUCCAGACCCCGACCAUGCAGGUGCAGCCCACCGUCAUCGCUCACGCUGUCUCCCACCCGUCGGUCAUCCAGGCUGUCAAUCACGCACUUCCCGCCAAUCACAAGCACCUGACACACAUCGCCCCGUCGCCCGGCCCGACGUCCUCCGCCCCUCAGGCGAUCGCGGUGGCGGCAGCCGGCGCCGCCACUCACCAGCAGAUCACCGCGCAGCCCAUCGGACACAUCAUCACUCACCUGGGAGGUCCACUUCCAUCCCACCUCCCGACUCUUUACCCCCAGGGAGUGUCCGUCUCCCAGCCCACCAUGGUGGGCCACAUCACUCACACGUUCACCCACCACACUCUUCCACACGUGCAGGCAAACCCCCAAGCUAACACUAACGGGGGCCAGGUGAACAGCGCGGCCGUGGUGAGCCAGGGAAACCCGUCGCUAGGGAAACCGACGGCGGUGCUCGCACCUCACCCCCAGCUGGUCGGACAGGCUGCUGUCCUCAACCCGGUCACCAUGGUUACAGUACCAACCUUUCCCGUCAGUACACUCAAACUUGCCUGAAGCAAAAAUAACAAUAACAAUAAUAAUAAUAAUAAUUAAAGAAGAAAGAAGCUGGGAUGGACUGAAGGAGCAAAAGGUUCAGAACAUUCUGACGAGUCUUUACACGCUGAUCAAUAAUCGAUCGAGAAUCUCUCACAGACUUGCUUGUGGAGAAAUAUCCUCCAGAUAUUUAGGUCACAGCUCUGAUUAGUGUGUGGAGAAUAACAUUAAAUGCAGAGUCAGUGGGUCCGGCCAUUGUUCAUGAAAAUAAGACUGUGACAUUUGUCUUUGCUGCAAAGACAGGAACUCUGUGUUCCCUUCCUCCCUUCCUUGCCUUCUCCUCUCCUUCCUUCCUUCCCUUCUCUCCUAUCUUUUACAACCAGAAGCACUAACAUAAUAAGCUCACACUCAGGCAUCAAGGAUUUACCUUAAUUAUUCAUUCAUCUAACUGAGGGCAGGAAAACACAAGAGAGUAGUUUGUCCUUAGGCUGUUGUCGUGGCGACGCAGCGGCGGCACGUGCCCUUUUUGUAUCCAUGUAGCCACAAAGUUGUUGUCGGGGAAUGACGUCACUGUUGUGUUUGAGAGCAAAGGCGACCGCAUUACACCGUUCCGAUAAACGGAGCUUAAGCAGCGAUACCGAGCGACACGUUUACCCUUUUAUUUGGUUCCACUGUUCUGACGUUAAAUUUCAAAAUGGUAUGCAUCCACCUCCAAAAAAUGGGUUUUAAAGGUGAAGAAUCAGAAGCAGGAUGGCUGCAUGUUGCCUCGACAGACAACUGGACGUCUGCCUGUUGUUUCCUUGUAGGAAACCCCCAAACUGCAGAGUCAGCAGCGGUCCUGAUUUCCAUGUGUCUUUGAGUCGAUCCCAACGAAUAAAAAACGCUUGGUCAGAAUCAAAUCUGAGCUUUUUGAACCCAAGGGCUUUUGGAAAACAUUGGGAAUGUUAAAGUUAUGUGUUGCCCUGAUGUGGUUAUACUGCAAGAUUCAUCCUCUCAAUGUUUCUGAUUUUUUUACAUUGGCUUUUUAUGAAUUUUGUUGUUUUUUGUUUGUUUGUUUUUUGGUUAAAUUAGCAAUUCUCAUGAAUGUGUGGACAGGUCAUCACAAAUGCUUGAAACGAAAUGAUUUUAGAGCAGAAAUGAUCUCGUACGACUCUGCGGCGACCGCUCUCAGAAUACUCAGCUGUCAUCGGUUGAUGUCUUUUUUUUUUUUU